GGAAACUCUUCAAUUCAGAGAAACUGAAACUGAACUGAAAUUGAGCUGUUGUGCGUUUGUAUCUCUGUAUUUAUGCAGUAAAAUGGCAGAAGUCGGAAUUUCUCAGGAUGAGUUCAAGUGUUCAGUGUGUCUGGAUCUCCUGAAGGAUCCAGUGACCAUUCCCUGUGGACACAGUUACUGUAAGAGCUGUAUUACAGGCCACUGGGAUCAGGAGGAUCAGAUGAGAGUCUACAGCUGCCCUCAGUGCAAACAGACCUUCAGUCCAAGACCUGCUUUAGCUGAAAACACCAUGCUGGCUGAAGUGGUGGACAAACUGAAGAAGAGAAAACUUCCUGCUGACUGUUACGCUGGAGCUGGAGAUGUGCAGUGUGACGUCUGUACUGGAAGAAAACACAAAGCCGUCAAGUCCUGUUUGGAGUGUCUGAACUCUUACUGUCAGAAUCACCUUGAAGAACAUGAGAGUUUCUUUAAAAGAAAGAGACACAAUCUGACUGAAGCCACUGAACGACUGCAGGAGAUGAUCUGCCAAACACAUGAUAAACUCCUUGAGGUUUUCUGCCGGACCGAUCAGAAGUGUAUAUGCCUGCUUUGUACGAUGGAUGAACACAAAAACCAUGACACUGUAUCAGCUGCAGCAGAGAGGACAGAGAAACAGAACCAGCUGAAGGAGAUGCAGAGUUUGUUCCAUAAGAGGAUCCAGCAUAGAGAGAAAGAUCUUCAGCAGCUGAGAGAGGCUGUGAAGUCUCAUAAGAGCUCUGCACAGACAGCAGUGGAGGACAGUGAGAAUAUCUUCACUGAGCUCAUCCGCUCCAUUGAGAGAAGCUGCUCUGAGGCCACACAGCGGAUCAGAGAUCAGGAAAAGACUGCAGUGAGUCGAGCUGAAGGACGACUGGAGCGACUGGAGCAGGAGAUCAAUGAUCUGAGGAGGAGAGACGCUGAGCUGGAGCAGCUUUCACACACACAGGAUCACAUCCAUUUCCUGCAGAGUUUCCAGUCCCUCUCAGCUCCUCCUGGAUCUACAGAUGUAAAUGACAAUCCCUUCAGUUCUCUCUCCUCUUUUGAUGGCAUGAGAGAAUCUGUCCGUCAGCUGAGAGACAAACUGGAGGAUUUCUGCAAAGAGGAGCUCAAGAAGAUCUUUGACAGAGUCACUUUCACCAACAUUGUUCCCAGGACCAGAACCGACUUCCUACAAUAUUCCCAUCAGUUCACUCUGGAUUUCAACACAGCACAUAAAUGGCUCCGUCUGUCUGAGGGGAACACAGUGAUUAAAGUAGCUAGCAGAGAUCAGUCGUAUCCUGAUCAUCCAUACAGAUUUGAUUAUUAUCGUCAGGUGUUGUGUAGAGACAGAGUGUGUGAUCGACGCUGUUACUGGGAGAUUGAGUGGAAGGGGAAUACUGUGUCUAUAUCAGUGUCAUAUAAGAGCAUCAGCAGGAAGGGACGGGGUAAUGAGUGUCAGUUUGGAUCUAAUGAUCAGUCCUGGAGUUUGAUCUGCUCUAUUGACAGAUACUCAUUCAGACACAAUAACAUAGAGACCGAUCUCCCUGUAGAGUUCAUCAGCAGCAGAACAGGAGUGUAUGAUGAUGAUGAUGAUGAUGAUGAUGAUUAUGAUUUAGAGCCCAUCAGCAGUAGAGUAGGAGUGUAUGUGGAUCACAGUGCAGGAACUCUGUCCUUCUACAGCAUCUCUGGAGACACAAUGAUCCUCAUCCACACAGUCCAGACCACAUUCACUCAACCGCUCUAUCCUGGGUUUAGGGUUUGUAAACGAUCAUCAGUGAAACUGUGUUGAUGAAUCAGAACAGAUUCUAGAGAGAUUCUCUUCACCCCAAAAUGGAAAUCCUGUCAUUAAUUACUCACCCCCAUGUCAUUCCAAAUCCUUGAAGAAUUGGUUCACUUUUUAAAUGAAAAGCUUUACUCACCCUCAAGCCAUCCUAGGAGUAUAUGACUUUCUUCUUUCUGAUGAACACAACUGCAGAAAUAUUAAUAAAUAUCCUGAUGCAUCCAAGCUUUAUGGACACGCUUUGUUCGGCUCAUACUCAUUGAUCCCUAUCACUGCCAUUAUAAAGCUUGAAUGCGUCAGGACACUUAUCAAUAUUUCUGCGAUUAUGUUCAUCAGAAAGAAUGGUUUAUUUCAAAUUUUCUGAAGAGAAUAAAUCGCUUCUUAUGAUGAACACAUUUAAUUUAGGAUUUUACUCAUGUAAACAUUGAUCCGCGAACAUAAGCAGAAGCUCAACCUAACCUAAAUGAAGGUUUAAGGAUGAGUGAGAGAUACAAGAUAUAGAGAGUAAGAGAAAUCCAGAAAAAAAAACAAAGCAAGGAAACUAACAGAGUAGAGAGAGGAAAUAUGAAACAGAAGAAGAUGGAGACACAAUGAGACUCACUGCAAACAUGUCUGGAUGAUACCAGCAAAUACAAGACUUUCAAAACUGAAUUUAACACAUUCAAAGAUGAUCUCAAAAGACAAAUGGAGAGUGAAUUUGCUGAUUUUUUUAAAGAAAGAAAUACAGGAACAGAACGUCAAAGUCGAGGGAAUAUAGACAGAUUGAAGAGAAUGAAUCAAUCGCACAGUUUGAAGAUCAAUUCCUGUAAAUGAAGGAUCUGAGGAUCAAAAACCUGUGUGUUACUUCAACCAUACAUCUGUGUUGUGCUUUAUUUUCUUUGUUUUUAUAUUCAGUAUAAUCAUUUAUCAUCAUCAGUCAUGUAUGUUUUUAAUUUACACAUUUUAUCAUUUAUUCAUUUUAUUAUUAUUAACAGUCAUAGUGACUUUAGAUUGUGAUUAUACAUUAUACAUAGUUUUUCGACAGCUUUGUAUUUUGAUUGAUGUAAUGUUAAUGCAAUAAAUAUAGAUUUGGUUUUCCAUGGUUAACCUUUUUGACUUCAUUAAACUGACCAUAAAUCAUUAAAAACUCAUGUCAAGAAUAAACACAUCAAUGAGUGUACAUUAUUGUGUGUAUUUUUGUAUGUAUUGUAUUUAUUUUAGACUGAGCACAUUUUAACACAAUGAUCAUGUAUUUAAUUCUGACAUAAUAUUUGACCACUGCUGUUUCUCAUGACUUUUCCAUCUGUAAAAUAAGGUAUCUGCAAGAGCUAGGUAACAACCUUGAUAGCUACUCAUCAAGUCAAGGUAAUGUCUUCACUAAAUUGGGCUAAUUUGUACCAUCACUGUUUUACUGAGGGUAUUUUAAGGCUUUGUGUUGGAGGGAAAAUAACUGAAUCAAGUGUGUAAGCACUGCAAUCUUGUAUUAUUCCUGACACUGUUUUUGUGUAAAGUAAAUGGAGUUGAGUACUUGAUUCCACUGACUCCUACGGUGGGAUUCGGGAGUCGACUCUGACAAAACCUGGAAUCAAACACCGCUAUGGUCAGAUGAAGCCUGAUCAUUGAAACAUACACAACUGAGAUUUUUCAAUAAACCCUGCUUAUUCUUUAUUAUCGUUGUAUUGUUGUCACAUCCACGCCUUCCCGGACUCCGUUUCCCAGAAUCCUCCUGUUCCGCACUCCUGUUUGCACUUCCCUCAUCAGUCUUCCUGCCAUCUCCCCGGAUUCCCAGCACCUGUUGUCCUCGUCAGCACUCCCUUUAAGUUGGACUCACUCCCUGCACUCCUUGUCCGUUAUAUUGUUAGCUUUCCAUGUGUUAGUGUUGUUUCUGCUCCUACGUUCAUUAAAGACCCUUACUUUGUGGA
This is a messenger RNA of Ctenopharyngodon idella (grass carp), 3678 nucleotides long. RefSeq names its product tripartite motif-containing protein 16-like. Gene Ontology annotation, molecular function: protein binding; zinc ion binding. NCBI's taxonomy places the organism in Eukaryota, Metazoa, Chordata, Actinopteri, Cypriniformes, Xenocyprididae. The record is from RefSeq and is a predicted model, not a curated record. The coding region runs from base 83 to 1786 and encodes 567 amino acids. The transcript is spliced from 6 exons.